UAUCAGUUCCAUCCAAGACUUGAGUCAGCUCACAAGCGGGGUAUACUGAGAACCAUGUGGAAGGCCGUAUUGCUACUGAGCUCCGCGAGUGUUGUCCUGCAGAUGGCAGUGGCGCAGAGCGGAGCAGAGAGCUUACCCUUCCACGGAUACAUUCCCGGAGAUAGUGUCAGGGCCAAUGCUCCCAGAGGGGAUGGUCAACCCAACGACAUCUAUCUUCCCUACGAGAAGCCGCCCGUACUCCAAGACGACGAGGUGGUGCUCUACCCCCGUAACAUUGAGGGCUUCGGUUUGGAGGAGGGUCAGGACCCCGAGGAACACGUCUAUCAGAUCCACCAAGCAAGCAAGCUGCAGAACAAGUUCGACAAGCAUAGCAAGCACUCACACAACCAUAGCAAACGCAGCGGCAAGACACUGACAGCUGCCUCCGCUGGCAGCGAAGUCGGUGAACAGACAUUCCCUCAAGCCCUCACCGGCCCCCUGCCAGGACCCAACUAUUCCCCUCCUUCCGCUCCUCACUAUCCUUUCCCUGCCCCUUCCCCAGGUGCCGGUCACAUUACUGGCUACGAAGGAUAGGAUGCAUGCUCUAAUACAAAACCUUUUGUAAAUCACUAUUCUUCCUGCUUAGUCCAGCUGGCGUGUCAGUUCUCAGCGUGCACCUCUCAUCCCUGUCACCCCGCAUCCAUCAGCAUCCUGAACGUCAGAGGGAUUCAGACCCUUCAUCCAACCGAAUCAUUCUUAGCCUCGCCACCUUCCCUUCAACUAUCAUACUAAGUAUUGUGUCAUCCCACGAUCAUUCCAGGCGCCCAGUUAUCUAAUUUUUCCCCGACUUUUCCAUGAGUCAAAUAACCUGAAGUCUAAAGUUCAUUCCAGGAAUCUAUCAAUACUCCUAACUCUCACUCUCCUGAUCUUUUAUCCUACCCUCCAUAUCCACACCAGGAGUCCUUCACCCUACCUUCAGCAACUCACUCCAAGAGAGCUUCAUGCAACCUUCCCCACUGACUUUAAGGAUACCUUAUCCUACUCUUCACCUACCACUCUACAAGGUAGGUGAAGGGUUGAAUAAGGUACACGUCAUCCUACACCGCCAUUUCAAAGUCAAUAGCCCAUCCUAUUAUGCUACUCCCGCUCACCAUCACAAUAAUAAUUAUCAACUAAUUCUUGGUAUCGUGUGGUCUCCGUCCUUCUCUCUCCCACCAACUCUUCGUCAGACGACCACUCCAUCUCAUUCUGGAAGUCGUUCAUGCCUGAUCUCUCCUUCUAACUGACCUUCCAGCUGCCUUAAUGUUGUCUUGUGUCAUACAUUCACCUCCCGGGUGGAAGGAUUCCCACAAUGCCGUAUCAGGGCAUUAAGUCCCAUCUUGGGCAUUACUAGUAGUUGGGCAUUAAAGAGUCCUGCCACACCUUCCUCAUUCCUGCCACUGAUCCUACGCUUGUAAAGGCCCAGUACCUCCUAGUAUCCUAUAGAAGAGUCUUGGCCAUUACUCACCCUACAGGCAUCCUAGGAUAUGUCCCUCCAGAAGGAAUCCAUUCUGUAUCCUUUGUGCCUGUAGAAUCCUUUACCUAACCCUUCAGCAACUUAAAUUCUUUAAGCAGUCCUUCAACGUCCCAUCCUAUAAGCGCUUCUGCAACGAACUCAUCCUGCUAGCAAUCCUACAGGAACCCUAUCUUCCAAGCGAACCUCCACCCCCCAUCCUGCAACAAUCCUACUAGCAAUUGAGCAACGCCUGCAUCCCUCAAGCAGUCUUGGACACGUCACAUCCACUUCCAACUUAUACCACUAGACCUUCUAUCCUUCAUAUCAUCCUAUAUCCCCACCAUCCUUCAAACAUCCUCCAAAAUCCCGCACUCCUGUCCUGGCAGGAUCGGCAAGGCCAAGAGAUGUCAACAGGACAUCGGUUCUGUCCUCGCUAUGUGAUAUUACUUAAUGUAUUUAUAAAUGUUGAUAUAUAUACCUGUACCUGCACAUUCGUGUAUAACUGAUAGUAUUUGAUGAAUCAAAAUGUAUGCUGUAUUAUAUACAACAAAACUACCUUUAUAAAAAUGUUGAGUGUGUUUGGCGCCAUGAGUAGUCGAGCUGAGUGAAAGAAUUUGCCAGAGGCAAUGUUCCUAUUUAUACAAUGUGCACUGAUAAUGACGAAAACAAAAAAUAUAUAUAUAUAUACAAAUUA
Messenger RNA from Procambarus clarkii (red swamp crayfish), 2168 nucleotides. RefSeq lists its product as uncharacterized. Lineage: Eukaryota; Metazoa; Arthropoda; Malacostraca; Decapoda; Cambaridae. The record is from RefSeq and is a predicted model, not a curated record.